Messenger RNA from Fusarium falciforme, 2859 nucleotides. RefSeq lists its product as hypothetical. Lineage: Eukaryota; Fungi; Ascomycota; Sordariomycetes; Hypocreales; Nectriaceae. The transcript is spliced from 6 exons. Gene Ontology annotation, cellular component: transcription factor TFIIIC complex. The record is from RefSeq and is a predicted model, not a curated record. Gene Ontology annotation, biological process: transcription by RNA polymerase III. Gene Ontology annotation, molecular function: protein binding. Bases 1 to 2859 code for a protein of 952 amino acids.
AUGGCUGCAUCUAUGAAUCAGGACUUCAUGGAGAGGCAAGAGAGUGAUGCUUCGGACGCGGACUCCGAUUUGGAGGAGUUGGAGGGCGAUAUUGCCAAGUUCGACGAGUCUGUUCGAGAAUUCCUGGCGACCCAACGCGAUGAAGUUGUUCCCUCAGGUGCGACUCGCGCGGGUUAUCGCGGAAGAGGAGCUCGAGGCCCGCGAAAAGCUGCAAAACCUCGAGGAGAUAUCACGGCACGUCUGUCCAAAGUGAACCAGGCCUUUCUUAGUGGCGACUACUCUCGCGCUCUGGAUCUCGUAUUCGAAGUGAUCCGAAUCAAUGCAGAGACUCAUCAAGCAUGGACAACCUUGUCAUCCAUCUUUCGGGAACAAGGCGACUUGAGCAAGGCCCUGUCGGCCAUGGUCUAUGCUGCUCAUCUUCGACCCAAGGAUGUCAGCGGUUGGCUCCAGUGUGCAUCUUUUGCGUUGGAUACAAUUGGAGAUGAUGAGGCAGGAAAUCUCAAUACAGCAAGGCUCUGCUAUUCCGCUGCGCUGAGAGCUGAUCACACGAAUAUCGAUGCCAGACUUGGCAAGGGCUUGGUCUGUCAUAGGCAAGGUCAUCUCGCGGCCGCGAUUUCUGAUUACAAAACUGUCCUCAAGCACCGCCCCUACGAUCUAGAGAUCGUUAGGAAGCUUGCAGAGGCAUGCUUGGACAACAAACAAGCCGAUACGGCUGUCCCCAGCGCGAUCGCCGCUUACAAGCGGUUCUUUGACCAUGAGAAAUCAGAUCCUUCAGCUGGCAUGCAAGCCCCUUGGCACGAUAUCGGGAUUUACGUGGAUCUUUUUGCUGCAACUGGCCGCUAUCAAGACGCCAUUUAUCAAGCCAAGUCAUUAUCCAGGUGGCUGCUGGGUCGCGAUACCGAGACUUUUUGGGACAACUGGCAGUCAGACGACCGUGAGUGGGACGGAGAUGAUGAACGACGACUCUAUGUUUCAGAGUAUACAGCCGGAGCCUGGAGUCCCGAACUCUAUGGUCAAUCGUUUCCAUGGGAUCUCCGUGCUCGACUGGCCAUCUAUAGAUUUCGCCUUGGUGACGAAGAUGAGGCCAUGAGACAUCUAUGGUGGUUUGAUCCUAUGCUAGAACACACAAAGGAGUUUGCUAGCGAUUUCCCCUUCAUGGCCUUUGAUAUGGCUGAAGAACUGGCCCACCGAGGCCAUACUCCCCUCGCUAUCUCAUACUACCAAAUUCUACGAGAUCUGCCAGGAGACCCUGACGCAACUAUCCUACUACAGUUGGGACGGUGCCAUUCGGCGAUGGGGGAGAACGCAACUGCAGAGGAAUACUUUCUCGCUGCCAUCGACGCUGACGAAGACCAGAUUGAUGCCCGUAUUGAGCUAGCCAACAUGUAUGAAAAGGCCAGAGAGGAUGAAGAGGCCUUGAUUCUUGCUGCCGAGGCACUAGCUCUCAGGGAAGCACGAGACCAAAAUCUUGACGGUGACCAACACCAAGCAGCAGUGCCUGCCCAGCAAAAUCGGCGGGUCCCGCGUCGAACCGGGGCUGUGCCUCGGAGGACGGAUGCAUCUGGUAGACGUCUUAUUCCGCGAAGAUACAGACCGAAGCGACUAGCAGGCGCCGAUAAGCGUCGUCAAGAGGAGCAAGCUCGCGCUGUGAAGCUGGCUGAGCAGUAUGAGGUUGUCCAAGACCUGCGGAAACAGAUACGAGAAGGUCGGAACGACCUCAUCCCUGCUUGGAUGGCAUCCUCUAAAGAGCUUGUGGACGACUUCCGAUCACUAAAGAAGUUCUACACCUGGGACAAAUACCUGCAUUUCCUCGGCCCGAAAAGUCUCCAACAGAAUGAAGCGGAUAAGCCACAGACGGAACUGGCUCAGAUGUACGAAAGACUUGCAAGAACUCUUGCUCCCCAUCCUGGGCACGAGGGCCGUGAGGCGGGAACAUCGGAACUCGAUGCUCAUCAGGGAAUUUCCUUCAACAACUGGCUAUAUCUGUUCCUCGACUAUGCUAUUGGACUGGCCAUCGCACACCGACGUGACGAGGCAUAUCAAGUUUGCGAGGCAGCUCGGGACUCUACAGCUUUCCAGGCGCCAGAACAUGGCUUCAUGAUCUACGUCGCCUGGAGUGUUUGUGCUAUCUACACAAGUGACGAGGAACGAUGUGUGGCAACAGCCCGCCAGUUGAUGAGGGAGGGUGCAAUGUCCGACUCGUAUCGAAUGUUUGCCCUUCUUUCGAAUCUUUGCCAGUCUCCUGUUUCUUGGUACACUUCAGGACCGGCCCAGAAGUAUCUGCUUCGGCAGAUCAAAGCAAUGGAUGAUGCCCACACAGAGAGUGUGGCAAGGGCGGCUGCAGGCGAAGGUACAGAGGUAGCCCUUGAUGCUUGUGUUCUCAUGCUUUAUGGGCACAUUCUGUUCACCUCUACGAGUUACACAUACGCACUUGGCUACUUUCUCCGUUCUCGUGCAUUGGAUCCUGAUAAUUCGAUGGUCAACCUCAGCCUGGGUUUGGCGUAUGUUCAUUACGGUCUCAAGCGUCAAUCCACCAAUCGUCAAUACCUGCUUCUGCAAGGGCAGUCCUUCUUGUCACGAUACGCCGAACUCGGAUCAAUGGACCAAGGGGAAAACAACGGCUUCACCAAAGCCGAGGCAUAUUACAACAUUGGGCGUUUGUACCAACUCUUGGGUAUUAACUACCUGGCGCUUGAAUACUACUCGAAGGCAAAAAAAGUGUCUCGCGACAGACCAGGAAAUGAUGGUACCACUGGUGAGCUGGAGGCCAUCAUGUUGAGCAACGAGUUGAUUUCGUUGCUCAUCAAUCAGAACAACUCGAAGGCUUUGGCUCUACUCAAGGCAAAGAUCAGGCUAUGA